GACAUACGACCCGGAUCCGAAUCUAGCACAAUCUCCAUACCACCCAAAUUCAUUUUCCCCUAAAACUUUCUCUCACUUUCCCGGGAAAAUCGGCGACCAAUAUUGGAAAAAUGUACUCAGCGAUUCGCUCGCUUCCACUCGAUGGUGGACACGCCGGCGGUGACUACCAUGGACCUCUUGACGGAACCAAUCUUCCCGGCGAUGCUUGUUUGGUUUUAACCACUGACCCUAAACCUCGUCUCCGGUGGACAACUGAGCUUCAUGAGAGAUUCGUUGACGCCGUUACCCAGCUCGGUGGUCCUGACAAAGCGACGCCCAAAACUAUCAUGAGAACAAUGGGAGUGAAGGGUCUCACUCUCUACCACCUCAAAUCACAUCUUCAGAAAUUCCGACUAGGGAGACAAGCUGGCAAAGAAUCAACUGAGAACUCUAAGGAUGUUUCUUGUGUUGGGGAGAGUCAGGACACAGGUUCAUCUUCAACAUCAUCAUUGAGAAUGGUGCAGCAGGAGCAGAACGAGGGUUACCAAGUCACUGAAGCUCUACGUGCUCAGAUGGAAGUCCAAAGAAAACUACAUGAGCAAUUGGAGCAUGGGCAGGUGCAACGGAGACUCCAGCUAAGGAUAGAGGCACAAGGAAAGUACCUUCAAUCGAUUCUUGAAAAAGCUUGCAAGGCCUUUGACGAGCAAGCUGCUGCUUUUGCUGGGCUUGAGGCUGCUAGGGAAGAGCUAUCAGACCUAGCCAUCAAAGUCUCCAAUAGCUCUCAAGGAACAACAGUCCCGUACUUUGAUGCUACAAAGAUGAUGAUGAUGCCAUCUUUGUCUGAGCUUGCAGUAGCAAUAGACAACAAAAACAACAUCAUAACCAACUGUUCAGUGGAAAGCUCUCUGACUUCCGUCACUAAUGGGAGCUCGAUAUCUGCUGCAUCAAUGAAGAAGCGGCAACGUGGAGACAAUUUGGGCGUCGGGUAUGAAUCGGGCUGGAUUAUGCCUAGUAGUACCAUUGGAUAAAGUUUAGGAGGGGGGAAAAAUCAGUAUGGGAAAGGUAGAGAUAAGAUUUAACUCUUCUUUACUUGCUUUGAGGGGCCUGUAUUAUUCGAUACAAACUUGUCAUCAAAAUUUCAUCUAAGCCUACUCAUGUAUAUAUUUGAUAUUGAAGCUUAAGCUUUAGUGUUGUUUCCUUUAACCUUUGCUUUAAUUAUUCUUGUAUUCAAGAGAAAGGGUUUAAAGGUCUAUUGAUAAUAUAAUAAACAUUGAGAAAUGAU
Messenger RNA from Arabidopsis arenosa, 1261 nucleotides. Lineage: Eukaryota; Viridiplantae; Streptophyta; Magnoliopsida; Brassicales; Brassicaceae. The record is from the annotation of a GenBank genome assembly.